Molecule: messenger RNA, 2919 nt
Organism: Geodia barretti
Lineage: Eukaryota; Metazoa; Porifera; Demospongiae; Tetractinellida; Geodiidae
Source: the annotation of a GenBank genome assembly
AUGUAGGGAUGACACGAGUGAAAUCUCACGUGAUCCGCAUACAAAACGCCUCGAAACUCGGCGAGAAUGGCUAGCUAUGCCUUCAAAACACACCACAAAUCACUCACGGGUCCAUAUCUACCUAUACAUAUGCCCAAAAGUUUCAUACGUCCCUGCAAUUCUCGACACGAGAAUCCGCUCAUACGCGAUUUCUGAUUUUCGUGUCAUCAUAUUCUUCAUCUUCUUCUUCUUCUUUAAACCCGCUAUCUCCUUACCAGUACCAGCUGAAGCGCUGAUUUUUUCACUGAACGUCUCCAAUUUCGCCGGAGGUGUGCACGGACAUCAAGCGAUCAUUUCUUUCUUGCCGCAAGUCACUACGGUAGAUCAUGGAGCUCUUCCAUGGUCGACACUGAACAACGCCAUAUUUGCUGCUAACUCAGCAUCAGUGAGCCGGCCGUGCGCAUGCGCCAGACAGGGGCGCGGCGCGCGUUAGAGCGGACCACGUGGUCCCCGUCGUGCGGCCGCUGGUUUUUCACUCGCCUGGGUUUGCUCCCGAAUUUCGGCCUAGCUAUCCGUCUUUUGGUUCCACGGGACGGCCACAACCUGACGUUGUCACCUUCACGUGACACUCCGUGUCUGUCUUGUCCGCACUGCUGAGUAUUGUGCUGGAGUCGCCACGGUCAAAACUUGGGUUUGUGGCCACAGUUAAUUAUGUUUCAAGGUAACCCCUGCAAGUUGUCUGCAUUCCCUCAUUGCCUAUUUUAAUAAGGGGUGCCUGACGACUCUCCUUCCAGUUCAACCUUCUGCACCCCCUCGGUCUCUAGCCAGCACUUCUCUGCUGACAGUCGUGGCUGAUAACAAGAACCUCACCCUGUUCUUUCAGUCGCAAGGCCCUCCACUGCGCUCUACCACUGCUCUGCUGUCACCACUGCCACCUGGGCUUCUCCAUCCUUUGAGAUAAGUUCAAGUUUUUGCGUUAUCACUCGAAAAGAAGGAGGGCAGUAGAUAUUAUGUGCAUAAUUCUGAGAAUAUAAAGGCUAGAGGUAGAUCCCUUUGUCGGUCAGACCCUGGUAAGGUAAAGGCAGUGGCUAGGGCCACCUAUCAUGCUGACCCUGGUAAGGAAAGGCAGCUGUGAGCCCAUUUAAGAAAAAUAUUGCUGCACUAUAGAGGUAAUGCAGACAGUGGGAAGGAUAACCAGCCAUUGUAACCUAGUUUUGCUGAUUUUCAAAGGCACCAAGCUAGUAGUAUUCCCAGUACCCAAGCAGCCAGCACAUCAAUACACAUAUCCCAAGGAUGUGUGGUUGCCUUUAAUUGAGUCAAUAUGAGUAUUCACUGGCUGGGUAGCCACAGUUUACACAACGAUCUAAUGAGCAAACAAUGGCCAGUGACCUUUCUUGGUAAGCUGUAGAUGGCUGUGGCUACAUCCCAAGCUGGCACGCAAGGGAAAAGUGGGAGCCAGUAAGCGAGGAAGAUGCGCACGCAAGCCAGAAAAAGGCGAGAGCUGGAGCGAGAGGGCUGUGUGCCGUGCGUCACUUGUGUCGUUUUGAACACGCUGUUCAAAAAUGUCAGCUUAGCUGCACCAUAGCUGAGCUGUAGCGUACGUGGUAUACGAAGGAGACUCCAAAGAACGUCAUUCCAGGUCUGCGCGGAGUCUUGUCUUCUCUGCUUGGUCCGCGCUACAGCAGCCCGCUACAAUUGCACGCUACACCGCUAGCUAAAGUAGUAAUCGCUCGAACAAACGGUCAACAGGCAGCAUGGGUUCACGCAAGCUUGCUCUCGGCCUCCUUUCCCUCGUCUCGCCCACCGAUUUCUCUCACAACCCCGGUAAAAUGAUAUGCUUGCUAGGCAAUUAGUACGGUUGCUAGGCUACAAAUUGGUUAACGCCUUGGUUACCUUCAGUGGUACUGGAUAUCCCCUCAGCUGUUUACUCUACCCCCUGGUGCUAGAGUAAACAGCUUCGGGAUAUGCCUGUACAGCUUCAGAACCAGGCGUUAACCUAUACUUAUAAGAUUAUCUGGGAGUUGCUGGGCAGGUGGGGCUCUGAAGUGUUUUCCUACCCCUUAUCACCACUGCUGACUUGUAUAUACAUUCCUGCACCCUUAUAUAUACCACUUCUGACCUAGCCUUUGUUGCACUACCAAUUCCUAUUGUAAGCCUACUCAUACAUUGUCUGUCUACUCUGUAUUAUGCUUUGUGUUUCACUUGAUGGUGCAUACUAUCUAUAUAUUCUGUCUAUAUAGGGGUUGGACUGCAACUGCACUCUCAAGCUAGACCCUGAACCCUGCAAACUUCUGGCUCCUACUGCCUGCUUGCUACUAGCUAUAUACCCCUGAUUUGGCCUCUACACCUUUCACUUCAGCUGGAAUAGACCUCUCCUAAAGAAAAAACUUUCCUUCACAAUUCACAACAAAGCAUAUUGUACAAUGAAUGUUGGAUUGGGGAUUUCGGGAUGGCCAGAAACCUGAUGGACGACAGCUACUACAAAUCCACAGAGAACAGACCGCUCCCUGUCAAGUGGAUGGCCCCCGAGGCACUCCUCUAUCGACAGUACUCCUCGGCCAGUGACGUGUGGAGUUUCGGAAUGGUCCUCUACGAGAUAUGGUCCGUAGGGAGGAAGCCAUAUGAACAGCUGACCAACCAGCAAGUGAUAGACAAUCUGGACAGCAAGAUGUGCCACCCUCCACCCCCUGGCUGCCCCAGAGCUAUCUACUCUCUCAUGGUUUCCUCCUGGCACCCAGAGCAGAGGCAGAGGUCCACGUUCCAGCAGCUGUACCAGAGUCUGAGUCAGCCAGAGGAGCUCCUGCUGAGCUGGUCAGAGGAGGAGGAGGAGGUGUCAGAGCUGGCCAGACAACUGGGAGCUGACCACGCCCACUCACAGAACCUCUACAAUGACCUCCAGAACAAAUACCUCAAUGACACUGACAUGUAUUGAUAGAUGAC